CCCCCCGGGCCGGCAGCGGGCUGCGCGGAGGGACCGGCGGCAGCGGCAGGAUGUAUGGAUUUAUAAACACGUGCCUGAAGUCUUUGGUGGUUGAAAAGUAUGGCGAAGAAACAUGGGAAAAAUUAAGGCUGCAGGCUGGAGUCCAGGAUUCUUUCUUGACUUUUGAGGUUUACAAAGAUGAGAUCACAAUGCAGCUUGUCGACAAAGCCUGCAAAGUAUUAGGUGUUCCUGCUGACAUUGUUCUGAGGGAGUUUGGAAAGUAUUUCUUUGAAUUCUGUAAGCGCUCAGGCUAUGACCACAUGCUGAGGACACUGGGUGGAAAUCUGUAUGAGUUCAUAGAGAACCUGGAUGCACUGCACAGCUACCUGUCCCUUUCUUACCAGGAGAUGAAUGCACCAUCUUUUAGAGUAGAAAAGAAUGAAGAUGGGUCAAUGCAUUUACAUUACUAUUCAGACAGAAGAGGUCUGUGCCAUAUUGUGCCAGGAAUCAUCGGUGCAGCAGCCCUGGAUUUUUUUAACAUUGAGAUUUCAAUGAAAAUAGUCAAUCAAACAGAAGAAGAAGAAAGAACCGGGAAAAAAGAACAUAUUGUUUUUCUUGUCACUCAAACCCCUCUAUUUCCACGCAAGGAGAGAAAUGAAUUUUCUUCCUCAUCUCAAUGUCUUGUUGACUCUGAAAAACAAAUUGAGAACCAACUGAAUAAAGAGGACCUUGAGAAAACCAAGAAUGCAAAUGGAGACAGAGGAAACUCUGUUUGUCCUGUUAAGAAAAGUCACUGGAAAACAUUAAGAGGGAUAAUCACAUUAGGAAAAGGUAAGCUCCUGAGAGGAUUUGAUCCUGUUUAUCCCAAGAGCCUCUGGAUUGACACAAAAACAUUUUGCAAUGGACUUCCUUUUCACAUGGUUUUUGACAAAGAGCUCAAAGUGAAGCAAGCUGGGGUGAGCAUUCAAAAGAUUGUACCUGGCCUUCAGACCAUGGGCAUCUGCUUGGAUCAGUACUUCAGGAUCGUGCACCCAGAAGUACCCUUCACCAUCUCCAGCAUCCAGAAAUUCAUCAACAGCCAAUUUGUUUUCCAGACUAGAAGAGAAAUGAUGCCUGAGUCAUGGAAAGAACGGCCAAUGUUAGAGCUAAGAGGGCAGAUGAUGUGGAUGGAGUCCCUGCAGUGCAUGCUCUACCUCUGCUCCCCUCUGCUGCGCACCCUGCACGAGCUGGAGGAGCGGCAGAUGCACAUCGCAGACAUUGCCCCUCACGACGUCACCAGGGACUUGAUUCUCCUCAACCAGCAGCGCCUGGCGGAGAUGGAGCUCUCAAACCAGCUGGAGAGGAAGAAGGAGGAGCUGCGGAUCCUCUCGAAGCACCUGGAGGAGGAGAAGAAGAAGACUGAAGCUCUGCUCUAUGCCAUGCUUCCCCAGCACGUGGCCAACCAGCUGAAAGAGGGGAAGCGAGUUGAGGCAGGAGAGUUCAAGGAGUGCACUAUAUUGUUCAGUGAUGUGGUGACCUUUACCAACAUCUGUGCCCAGUGUGAGCCUAUUCAGAUCGUUCUCAUGUUAAAUUCAAUGUACCUGAGAUUUGACAGACUGACCACAGUGCAUGACGUGUACAAGGUGGAGACCAUUGGAGAUGCCUACAUGGUGGUAGGUGGGGUCCCUGUGCCUGUGCCCACUCAUGCAGAGCGAGUUGCUAAUUUUGCCUUGGGCAUGAUAAUGGCAGCCAAAGGAGUACAGAACCCAGUGUCUGGAAAUCCUAUCCAAAUUCGAGUUGGGAUCCAUACAGGUCCUGUCUUGGCGGGGGUUGUUGGAGAAAAGAUGCCUCGUUACUGCUUGUUUGGAGACACGGUGAACAUCGCCUCCCGCAUGGAGAGCCACGGCGUGCCCAGCAAAAUUCACCUGAGCUCCAGUGCCUACCAGUGCCUAAAAUACAAGGAUUUUGAGAUUACUGAAAGAGGAGAAAUAGAAGUAAAAGGCAAAGGGAAAAUGCACACGUACUUCCUUAUUAGAAAUAAAUCUGCAACUGAGAAUGAGAUUAUGGGAAGGCCAAUGAAAGAUUUAGAUCCUGGCCAUGAAUCUGUUCAGUCCUUUCUAGAAGGCAAGACUGAAACCAUACCAAGUUCUCAUCAGCCAGCUACUCAGACUCAGCAAAAGAAGGACCAGACCCCAGCUAUUGCAAUGAAGUAUGUUGAUGGCCCCACAGAUACGCAAAACAGCCUCAAAAGAAGAAAUCAGAUGAAAGUUGGAGAUUUAACAGGCAAAACUUGUGAUUCCAAAAGCGAUGGGAGUCUCCAUGGCAACCAGCAUGCAGAUGAUGGUCCUCGUCCUCCAAACCAGGGAAGAGUCAAACCUGCUGCUGAAGAGCCACAGAACAGAAAUGUUCGCUCUAAUUUUUGCACUUUACUCUAAGUUUCUUACUUUUACAUUAAACAGAGACAUUUUAUUAUGAUUUUGUGCAUUUUGCUGUUAUGGGACUGAUUUUGUAUCUGAGUACCACAUGAUUUUAUAAAAAAAAAAAGAAAAAAAAAAAAAGACAUUUCAUCACAGUUUUCAGUAAAAAUAAGACAGUGGAGGAAAUUUUUUUAAUCCAUCUAUGUGGGCCAUACAAUACUCACAAUGGAGAAAGAAACCCUUGCAGGAUGCUUUGAGGAUGCAUUUUCAGCCUGAGCCACAUCUUUGAAUAUCUUUGUGUACAAAUCAUGAGUUGGUAUCCGAUGCAGCGAUCGAGAAAGAGGUGACUCAUCCAGCUAGAAAUAUUCCUACUCAAAUGAGCACUUGCCAUAAAAGAAACAUUCCCUGAAGUGACCAUCUGUCUUGACUCCAGCACAGCCAGCAACUUCCCGUGUGAGGUUAGCAGCGUUCCACCUGUGUUUUAACUGCAACAACAGCUUAAUUCCUGAACAGAUCUUUUGUUGGGUAAAGGCAUUAUGACAUAGAAGUGCAGAAUAAGUCUAAAACAACCUGUACUUUUGCAUCCUGAAGAGAGAAUGUGUACUUGAUAGCAGCCAACAGUAAAGAAGAGCAUCUGUGAUCUCUGUGCUAGCUAUACACAGUUGUGCAUAGAAGGACAUGGAAAUAGUGGAGCUACAAAGCAUCAGAUUUGUCACAACACUGAAGGACAGUUCAAGGCCUGCAACCUAUCUGAGACCUGCAGAUGAAUUUCAAGUUUAUUUCUCAUUUUUUCACCCCAGCUAAACAAAACAAAACAACAAACCAC
Molecule: messenger RNA, 3201 nt
Organism: Hirundo rustica (Barn swallow)
Lineage: Eukaryota; Metazoa; Chordata; Aves; Passeriformes; Hirundinidae
Product: guanylate cyclase soluble subunit beta-2-like
Exons: 16
Coding region: 51-2393 (780 amino acids)
Biological process (GO): response to oxygen levels; cGMP biosynthetic process
Cellular component (GO): guanylate cyclase complex, soluble
Molecular function (GO): heme binding; guanylate cyclase activity
Source: RefSeq, a predicted model, not a curated record